Aphanomyces invadans is the source of this 4405-nucleotide messenger RNA. RefSeq lists its product as hypothetical. The coding region runs from base 114 to 4067 and encodes 1317 amino acids. Gene Ontology annotation, cellular component: membrane. Gene Ontology annotation, biological process: transmembrane transport. The transcript is spliced from 2 exons. The record is from RefSeq and is a predicted model, not a curated record. Lineage: Eukaryota; Oomycota; Saprolegniomycetes; Saprolegniales; Verrucalvaceae. Gene Ontology annotation, molecular function: ABC-type transporter activity; ATP binding; ATP hydrolysis activity.
GGCGACAUCGCGACCGUCCUCGGAAUGAUCAGCGAUGGUGGGCUGGUGGUCGGCAGCGGGACCUGGGCACCAACACUUGGCUCCAACACGCGCACAGCAAUCGAGUUUCCUCCAUGCGGCACCCAUCUCCUGCGAUGGGGUCCAUCCAGGAAGGAGACUACGAUGCUGUGCUCACGCCCAAGCCAGCUGAGCAUGACAAUGCUGACGUGUUUCCAUCGUCUCCAAUGCACCAGAGCGGGAGUAUGGUCCCGUUGCUGCAACUGUUCCGGUUCGCCGACUCCAUCGACGUGGCGCUCAUGGUUGUGGGAGCCCUGUCGGCAUUUGCAACAGGGGCGGCGAUCCCGCUCCGCAUCCUCCUGUUCGGCAACGUCGUGUCGGCCCUGAACCCGACAGAGGGCAGCAAUUUGCUCGCCGAAGUCGCAUCCAUCUCGCUCAAGCUCGUGUGGAUGGGUCUCGGAGCAACCGUCACGGGGUUCCUUCAAGUCAUGUGCUGGUCCAUUACGGCGUCGCGGCAGUCCCAGCGCAUGCGGGAAGCGUACACUCGCGCGAUAUUGACCAAGGAAGUGGCGUGGUUUGAUAUGAACGACCCGGCCAGUCUUGCCACCAAAGUCGCCAGUACGUCGAUGCUGAUCCAAGAUGGUUUGGGGCGGCAAGUCGGCGACGCGUGCAACUUCUUUGCGAUGGCGGUGGCAGGUGUCGCGGUCGGUCUCGGCGCCGGAUGGAAGCUCGGGAUUGUUGUCCUUGCGUUUACGCCGUUGAUUGCAAUUGGCACGUACUUCAUGAUGAAAUCGAUGGCGAAGGCUGUUCAGGAGACCGUCGCGGCAUACGGGCAAGCUGGAUCGGUCGCGGAAGAGGCGCUGUCCAAUAUUCGCACGAUCCACACGUUCAAUGCAGUACCGGCGACGGCGGAAAAGUAUAACGUGGCGCUGGCUGCCGCCGAAGCGGCGGGCAUUCGGAAGGGGCUUGUUGCAGGCCUCGGGAAUGGGCUCGUGUAUUUCGUGCUGUUUCUCACGUAUGUCGUCGGUAUCUACUACGGAGCGAUCGUUGUCGCGAACGACAACAUUGUGAACCAGUGCAAAGGCCCUGGCUGCUACGACGGCGGGAAAGUCUUGACUGUCUUCUUUGGCAUCAUCACGGGCGCUGUCUCGAUGGGCCAAGCUGGCCCGUGCAUCGAAGCGAUCGUGUCGGCGCGGUCGGCGGCCUUUGAAGCGUACAAAAUCAUUGACGAGCCGUCCUUGAUCGAUCCAAUGUCGACCGAAGGCAUGACGCUCGACCACGUGGACGGCGCGAUUGAGCUAGACCAGGUCGUGUUUCAUUACCCCUCACGACCGCAAGUUCAAGUGUGCCAAGGGUACACGCUUCGCAUCGCGGCGGGCGAGAAGGUGGCGCUAGUCGGGCCUAGCGGUUCAGGGAAAAGCACAAUUGUAUCCCUGCUUGAACGCUUCUACGACCCCAUCGCGGGAGCCGUCACCCUCGACGGCGUGGAUCUCCGAGAGCUCAACGUGUCGUGGCUUCGCCAGCAAAUUGGACUCGUCGGCCAAGAGCCGUGUCUGUUUGCUGACUCGAUUGCGGCCAACAUCCGCCAUGGAAAGCCCGACGCGUCGAUGGAAGAAGUCGAGGCCGCCGCCAAGAUGGCCAAUGCGUACGACUUUAUCGUCACGUUUCCGCACGGGUUCAACACCGCCGUCGGGGAGCGCGGGGCGCAGCUCAGUGGCGGCCAAAAGCAGCGCAUUGCCAUUGCCCGCGCCAUCAUCAAGAAUCCGGCGGUGCUCUUGCUGGACGAGGCGACGAGCGCGCUGGACACUGAGAGCGAGCGCGUUGUCCAAGAGUCGCUCGAUCGAUUGGUGGCUGCCAGACAACGCACGACAAUCAUGAUUGCCCACAGGCUGUCGACCAUUCGCAACGCCGACCGCAUCGUCGUCCUCAAUCAUGGCAAAGUGAUUGAGCAGGGCCCGCACGAUGUCCUCAUGCAGCUUCCCCGUGGUCACUACAAGCGCCUCGUCGAUGCCCAAGUCCACGGUGUAUCCAUUGAUGCCGUCGAUUUGGACGUAGACGACGACAGUCCCAUGAUGCUUGACGCCGUCAACGUCGAUGUGUCCACGGCCGCCGUUGUUGCUGGUGGAAGGCCAUCGCCAACGUCGCGAUCGUCUAGGACAUCUCGGGCGUCCCGCCACUCGGUCAAAUCGUUGCUGGCCAAUCCACAGGAUGAUGGUUCUGCCGUCGACUCGAACGAUGACGCCGCCACCAAGCAAAUGGACGUAGACGAGUCGGUCUACGCCGUGCCGAUGCGGCGACUGUGGCACCUCAGCCAGCCCGAAUUCAAGUAUAUCUUGAGUGGGUCGAUCGGCGCCAUGAUCACGGGCGCGACGUUCCCGUUGUGGGGCGUCCUGUUGUCCAAAUCGAUCGCGCUCUUUUUCAAAUUUUCCCUCACAGCAGACGAAAUGAAGCAUGAAGGGCUCAUAUGGGCCAUGGCGUUUUUGGCCCUCGGCACGUUGUACUGUGCGGCGGCGAUUGUGCAAAAUUACAGCUUCUCGGUCGUGUCGGAGCGGAUGACGACGCGGCUACGGGGCCUCGGAUUUGCCGCCAUGCUUCGGCAAGACAUGGCAUGGCAUGACGUGAACCCGUCCGGCGUCCUCACGACCCGCCUUGCAACGGAGGCGACGCUCGUGCAAUCCAUGACGGCUGAAUUUCUGAAAAACACCCUCAGCACUCUCGUGAUGCUGUCGGUUGCGUUUGGGAUUUCGCUGUACUACAGCUGGCAGCUCGCGCUGACGAUGAUCGUGCUGUUCCCGAUGAUGGCGAUGGCAACGUCGCUGCGAUCGAAAGCGUUUUCAGGACCGCCGGCCAAGGCCGCCGCCCUUCAAGGGGACAUGUUGGCCGGCGCCCUUCUCGCGGAAUCGAUCAACGCCAUCCGCACGAUUGCCAGCUUUGGCAUGGAACAUGCUGUCAAGACCGCCGUCGCGGGGUACAUCCGCCAGUCCAAGGCGGAAGACGGCGCCCAGGCGCGGCGCCUCGGAGUCGUCUACGGCUUCUCCCAGGGCAUCAUGUUUUUCGCCGUGGCGUUUCUGUUUUGGUUUGGUGGGUGGCUCAUCGAACACACGUACAUCAACUUUGAAGCGAUGUUCAUGGUCGUCAUGGCGCUCAUGCUGAGCAGUUUUGGCAUCGGGACGGCGCUCCAGUCGCUCGCGAGUCAGGACAAGGCCAAGCGCGCGACCGGUCGGCUGUUUGAAACAAUGGAUCGAGUUCCUGCCAUCGAUUGCACGGCGACGGCAGGCGGUGCCACGCUGGACAAUGUCGCUGGGGUGCUCGAGUUUCGACACGUCCGGUUCGCAUACCCGAGCCGGCCGCACACUGCCGUGUACAAGGACUACUCCCUCACGAUCCCGAGCGGGUCCACCGUCGCGCUGGUGGGGGCGAGCGGGUCGGGCAAGUCGACUGCGAUCGGGUUGCUCGAACGGUUCUACGAUCCGGUGGAGGGAAGCAUCCUCCUGGACGGCAUCGACCUCCGCAGUUUGAAUCUGCACUGGCUCCGCGACCACAUUUCCCUCGUUGGUCAGGAGCCUGUCCUGUUUGCCGGGUCGAUUGCAGACAACAUCCGCACGGGCAAACCAAGCGCAACGUCGGAAGAAGUUGUGGCGGCCGCCAAGAUGGCCAACGCCCACGACUUCAUCCUGCGAUUCCCAAAUGGGUACGACACCCACGUCGGCGAUCGCGGCGUCCAAGUGUCUGGUGGGCAAAAACAGCGCGUUGCGAUUGCACGUGCCAUUCUGAGGGACCCAGCUGUCCUCCUCCUUGACGAAGCCACGAGUGCCCUCGACAACGAGAGCGAGCGCAUCGUCCAGCGCAGUCUCGACGCCCUCUUGACGCUCAAGAAGCGAACGACCAUCAUCGUCGCCCAUCGGCUGUCGACUAUCAGACAUGCAGAUCUCAUUGCCGUCUGCGCGGACGGCGGCAUCGUCGAGCUCGGCACGCACGACGACCUGAUCAAGCUGCCGAAUGGCGUGUACCAGACCCUUGUGUCGAGGCAGGUCGCGGCGACCGCAGCAACAAGCAAUGAAAAGAAAUAAAGCAUGAUAUGUACCUGCAAACGACGCGUAGGAAGUACACUCUGAAGGCGCAGAGGGUAGUCACUACCUGCCCUUACGAGAUAUUAUUCCAUCCAGCAUGACCACUUGUGGCUGGUGAGGCUGGCGGCACUGCAUGCGAGGAACAUUCUUGUCGACUGACGAUGCAUGUGCCACACGAGUGGGAACGUGGCGGUGUGCACAUGGAGAGCUUGAGCGGGUCGUGCGAUGUGUGCGUCAGCAUAAUGGAGCAACCAAAUCGUCCACCGAGUAGAUCGGUUCUUCGAUUGUACGUCCCAUCUUCAUCACUGGCCAGAAGAGCGUGGCCGAGCCUGCCCAAC